ACGGCUGGUUCAAUUUCUGGGAAAACACUCGGUGCCCUCUGCCAGCUGAGGCUCAUUUUAUAACAUGAGGCAACAGGCUGCACCUUAAAAAAAAUAUUUUCUGAGAAAUGCUUACAAACUUUAUGAGACUUAAAAAAGGGCUGAGAUAAACUAACUUGGCUAUAUGUGCGAGUCGGUGUCGACGCAGUGAACUCCACGCUUGUGCUUCAUUGUCUCUGUUCAUCCCUACAGUGAGAAAGAGUCCCGUCCCUUCAGUUCAGAGGGCGUGGUGUAUGUGUGUGUAUGUGUGAGUGGGAAAACAAACAGCAUACAACCAACAGUAGCCUACUUCCUACAUCUGCGUACAACUCGAGCAUUUCUUCCCCUCAGCUCGCGUCAAGCGUCUCUCCUGCGCGUAGUGUUUACACUCAGUCCUGCUGAGCUCAGAGGACGCGUCCCAUCAUCACUAAAUGACGCGCCGCAGCGCUGCAGUUUUACAUCCACACCACAGCUCCACGCGCGCUCAACAUAGAUGGACCAGCAUCAUCUGAGGACUUCAGAGUGAUAUUACCGUCGUGAUUGUGUUGUUUUUUUUUUUUUGUAAAAUGAGCGGAGGGGAAAUCAUCUGUCAGGGAUGGUUGAGAAAGUCUCCACCCGAGAAGAAGCUCCGGAGAUAUGCUUGGAAGAAGCGCUGGUUUAUCCUGCGUAGUGGGCGCAUGAGUGGAGACCCGGAUGUUCUUGAGUACUACAAGAGUGACCAUGCCAAAAAGCCCAUUCGCAUCAUCGACCUGCAUUGCUGCGAGCAGGUGGACGCUGGCCUCACCUUCAAACGCAAAGAGUUCCAGGACAGCUUUGUGUUCGACAUCAAGACGGCCGAGAGAACCUUCUACCUGGUGGCAGAAACGGAGGAGGAGAUGAACCGCUGGGUCCGCUCCAUCUGCCAGCUCUGUGGAUUCAACCAGUCAGAGGACAACCAUCACGAUGAGAGAUCAUCAACCACCCACAUUUCCCGCUCACUGGCUAAUGAUCUGGGUGGCUCUCUGGCUCCACUGAUUGGUGAACGGAAAACAUCUGUUCCCGCCCACUCCAGCCAGCCAAUGCUUUUCACAUUCGACAUACCUGUACGCCACUCCCAUAGUACUCUGUCUAAUAGUGCUCCUCAGGACUACCUCUUCCUCCAUCAGUGCAUGAGCCGCAAGAGUGAGAGUGCACGGAGUGCCAGUUUCUCGCAGGCCUCGCGCAGCAGUCUUCUGGUGGGCAGUGACUCGGCAGUUCAGAGACUCACUCAUGGUUUCUCUCAUUGCCUGAAUGGCAUGGGCGCCCAGCUUCACGGUUUCUACAGCCUUCCCAAACCCGGCAAAAAUCAGCAGCCCCCUUCACGGAACGACUCACGUGACGCUUGUUAUGUUCUCCCCAGGGGUUUUAGUUCUGAAGGGGCAUCAGAGCUUGAAUCAGAUGAUGUCUACACUUAUAAGACCCCCAAUAACACUCUAGCAGCCCUCCAAACCAAUGAGCAGCGGGCCCUCGAUAACUAUGAUUUACCGGGCUCUAUCUACCAGAUCCCCCGCACGUUUGAUAAGAACCACAAUGCCCUUAUGCCAUCCAGUUCUGACUCCACAAAUGCGCCUCCUCCCAGACCUCCCAAACCCAGCCAGGCCUCAGAGACACGGCGGGGCAGCCCACUGACCGUGGGGGCCCAAAAUGGAGAGGUCUCCACAGUAUCCGUCAUCCCCAGGAGGAACACACUGCCGGCGGUGGAAAACGUCAAGCUUCACAGAGGAUCCUCUUUUGAGACCAGCAGUCACCAAAAGCCAGUCUAUUUCAACAAUUCUGGUCAGUCAGUGGAGUCUGUAAAUGAUGGCUUCAGCUCAUACCUGAGAACUAAAGCCCCAUUGACCCGCUCCGAUAGUGCCAGCUCUGAGGAUAACUAUGUACCCAUGAAUCCCGGCUCGUCCUCCUCCCCUCUCAGUGCUGCCCUGGCUGACAGUCCUAAAAAUAAUUAUAUUCCCAUGAGCCCAGGUCCUCACCAUUUUGAUUUCCCAGGAUUUUCAGCAACAUUGCCAGCCAGGAAGGGCAGUACAGCAUCACUAUGUCUCCGACCCGGCCGACUCAGUGACGUCACACCACCACCGAUUAAUCGCAACCUUAAACCCAACCGGACAGCAAAACCAACACCUCUUGACUUAAGGAACAAUGGCAUCAUUGAUGAACUUCCCUUCAAGAGCCCUAUCACCAUGUCUUGGAUCAGACCCACGCCUGUGAACUCCAUCUCAUCGCAGCCCUGUCGGCCCAUUUCAACCCAGAGCAUCACAAGUACUGAUUCUGCAGACAGUGAGGAGAAUUAUGUGGCAAUGCAAAACCCAGUGUCUACCUCCCCAGCGAUGAGUGGCACCAGCAGUCCUGCACCCAGGAAUUGUGGUAAUGUGGACUAUUUGGCCCUGGACUUUCAGCCUGGCUCCCCUGGUCCACACAGAAAGCCGUCCACUUCUUCAGUGACCUCAGAUGAAAAAGUGGACUACGUCCAAGUGGACAAAGAGAAGACUCAGGCCCUUCAGAACACCAUGCAGGAGUGGACAGAUGUGCGACAGUCAAGCGAGCCAAAUAAAGGCAUCAAGUCCUGAUGAUUUUCAAAUGUUCACACUGAAUGCGUCACUUGAUGCAACGUGAUACAAACUGAUUUACCUGUGACAAAAUAGCGAAUGAUACACCAACAAAAGCCAUAGAUCCAGUUCGUUCGGUCUUUUGAGGACAAAAAAACUCCAAUGAACCUCCUAGACUGUCUUGCCAUGCAUGUUAGACAUGUUUAACUUUUCAAAGUGCAGUGCAACCAAACUUUAGCUACUUACUCUCUCUCUAAGUGUGAGCGAAGAAUGAUAAGCAGUGAAUAUUUAAAUCUAGUUAUAGAUUAUGCAAUUUUUUUACAAUGUUAAAAUACUUUCAUCACAUCUUAAAAUUCAAAGACAGCUAGAAAUCUAUUUGUCGUUUGAUUACCCCAGGAAAGUGUAAACACUGUGACUCUAUCAAAACAAUGCUCUGUUUGUUUGAGCAUCCUGACCAGCCUGACAUAGUAACACUGGCUCAACCAAUGCCAUUAGUUUGGGGUGGGGCUGUCUGACCAAUGGCAUAUAGGGGGAGUAUUCAUGAAACCUGUUUGAAACUCAACAUUUUUAUUGUUUAGUGUUAUACAGUGUUACAGUGUCUACAGUUUUAUAAGGGGCAGAACUUCAAACAGAAGUCAUGGUGGUCUGGCUGCCAGAUUGAACUUGCCUGUUAAUUCAGCAGAAGAGAGAAGGUUACUUUUUUCCAUUUUUUUGAGCCAGGAAACGUAGAAAAUGUUUGAAAGAGAGAUUCUUGAAGCUUUUACAUUUAAAAAAAAUCAGGUGUUUUCACACAUGGCCUGAGAGUUCAUAUGAAUGUCAGCUUAUAUGUGACCCUGGACCACAAAACCAGUCUUAAGUGGCUGGGGUAUAUUUUUAGCAAUAGCCAAAACAACAUUGUAUGGGUCAAAAUUAUCAAUUUUUCUUUUAUGCCAAAAAUCUUUAACAUAUUACGUAAAGAUCAUGUUCCAUGAAGACAUUUGGUAAAUUUCAUACCAUAAAUACAUCA
Molecule: messenger RNA, 3585 nt
Organism: Carassius carassius (crucian carp)
Lineage: Eukaryota; Metazoa; Chordata; Actinopteri; Cypriniformes; Cyprinidae
Product: GRB2-associated-binding protein 2-like
Exons: 10
Coding region: 585-2600 (671 amino acids)
Source: RefSeq, a predicted model, not a curated record